AUGCCGGCGAGAAAAGAAGCACGAAACGCGUGUUUGCCAUGCUCAUUAAGGAAGCGCCGAUGUGAUCGGGUCAUGCCAGCUUGUGGCUGGCGAAAUAUCCCCUGUAAUUAUUCUGAUCAAUAUCUACCUGGUCCAAACCAGAUCUUCCAGUUGCUCGUUCAGCCAUGCCACGCCGCCGGACCCAACGGGGUACGCAACACCGAUCUCGACUAUUUACUGACUGCACAUCUUUUCGAUACACUUCAGAAAUUGACACUUGAUCUGGGAGACAUUGUCGAAUGUUUUCUGCUGUUCGUUCAGCCCUGGAUUCCAUUAGCUCAUCCGCAGACUCUGCGACGAAAAGCUUUGUCGUUGCGCGGGGAUCCUUCGGCCGAGCUGGCAGCCUUUCUCCUCCACAUCCUGCUUGUUAAUCCGCCCACCUCGCUUCCUUCUUUGCGACCUGUUUUACCCGUACUGUAUGAAGAAUGCAAGUCUCUAUUUUAUCUUCUGCAAGCUCGCCGUCCAGACCGCCUACUCACUAUCCAAUCUGGUCUCUUGCUCGCCGUUUAUGAACAAGGCAAUUGCGGCUCCUCUGAUGCAUAUAUCAGCCUUGCAGCUUGUGCCGGCCUGGCACAUGUCAUGGGACUUGGUCAGUCUUUUGAGCGUACGAGCUUAGCCACUGAUGAGGGCAGCGAAGACCGGGAGCGAGCGUGGUGGGCUCUCUAUUACCUCGAUAGACUCAACUAUUUCUCCGACGAGAAAUUAGCUCGCAUGCUCCUCCUUCGGGAUCCGAUGGGGGGCACUCUCCCCAGAGGCGGGCCCUUAUUCGGCUGUCGCGACGCAUGGGCAAGGUCUGCACUAUCAACCGUCCCACCAGUGCCUGGCGAGGAUUUAAUGGCUGCUGGCACUUUCGGAGAAUUUAUCCAGGCCAUGCAUCUCGUGGAAUGUGUCCUACAGCUGACGAGAGAACCUUCCGUCCACCCCGGAACACUUGUGGAUCAGGAAUCCUGGAAGCUUGAUAUGCUCAUCCAGCAAAAGAUCCAUAACAGUCUAGCCUAUUGCCAACCCCUGCAUCACCAGUAUAUGGUGGUCGCGAUAUACCUCAUGGCCCACAUUGAAUUGCAUGAGAAAAGGCUAGUGUCCUUCAACCGUCAAGGGGACCCUCUCUCUGUCCGGGAGUCUUCAAUAGCCGCUCUCGAAAUGGCUCUAAGUAUUAUUGGGGAACUCAUGACAGUGGACCAUGUCUUUAAGAUUCUCGAAAUUGAGAGGCUACCAGUGCUGGCUGUUGUUUUGUUCGAGAAGAUGGCAUCCAUGGCAAUUUUAUUGCAAUCGUGGCACGGCCGUAACAUGGAAGAUGAAGUGCAAGCAUUGCAAAAGGGAAUGGAGAGAGCGAGCAACAGAUGGAAAGUUAUAGGUGGGUGGCUUAUAUUGUGUUUCCCUGAGCCCCAAUCCCAACAGCUCAACGGUCACAGGUAG
Molecule: messenger RNA, 1455 nt
Organism: Aspergillus novofumigatus IBT 16806
Lineage: Eukaryota; Fungi; Ascomycota; Eurotiomycetes; Eurotiales; Aspergillaceae
Exons: 3
Coding region: 1-1455 (484 amino acids)
Biological process (GO): positive regulation of transcription from RNA polymerase II promoter by galactose; DNA-templated transcription
Cellular component (GO): nucleus
Molecular function (GO): RNA polymerase II cis-regulatory region sequence-specific DNA binding; DNA-binding transcription factor activity, RNA polymerase II-specific; zinc ion binding
Source: RefSeq, a predicted model, not a curated record